AUUUCCUAGGGUCUCAUGAUAUUUUACUUUAUCGCCACUGAAUGACAUGCAUAGAUAAGAGGAUUUGGGUUUCACGAGGGAACGUUAUCAAUACUUGCACUACUAUUAUGAAUUCGAUUCAGGUUCAUUCUCCUUUGUUAAUAAGGUCUUUUAAAGCCUCAAAAACAUUCCCAUCGUUCAAAUGCUGCAGCAGGAGUUCAGAGGAGCAGGAAAGUAACGAUUUCAAGGACGCACUGUCUGGGAUUGUGGACGAGCAAGUUCAAGAGCUCUUGAGAAGAAAGGAGAACAAGGUUUUGCUGGAUGGGCUAGAGAAGGCAUCGCUGAGGGUUGAGAUGGCCAAGAGAGAACUUGCUUUGAUCCAAAAACAAGAACUCGCGGUAAAGCAAUUCAAGGAUUACAUCAACCAGCUUGAAGGCAGAGCUUCCGAGAUUGCAGAAUGUCAAAGAGAAAUAGCAGAGGCGAAAGCCUUGGUUGAGGAAGCAGAACGCUCUCUGUCGCUAAAUGUCGGAGGACCUAAAGAUGGGGGUGCAUUCACGGGGACGAAAAGUGAAGAAAUUGAUCGAGAUGAAGAGAGAUGGGAGUCAGUAAAAGCAGCAUCUAUUUCUGCCCUUGUCGGUACCUUUUCAGGGCUCCCCAUAUGCUUCACUCAGGUCACCAACACAACUCAGCUGCUUCUCCCUUUGGCAAUCAACUUCAUUAGCUGUGCAUUGUUUGGAGUGACUUUUCGAUACACUAUAAGGAGAAACUUGGAUAAUGUUCAGCUUAAGACAGGUAUAGCAGCAGCGUUUGGUGUUAUUAAAGGUCUUGCAACCCUUGGUGGGGGACCACUUCUUGAACUGAACUUUGAAAGCUUCUUAUCACAUGUCCAGAAUGGAACAAUUUAUGUGUCUGAGAAUCUUUUCAUUUUUGUUUCUGCUGCUGUUGGUCUAGAUUACUGUUUAAAGACAAGGCUUUUGAGCCCUUUUCCAAUUGAUAGAUCAGUUUAGUGGCAAUUCGAAUUAAUUUUUCCAAUUAUCGUAGCUUAAAUUAACAUUAAUAAAUUUGUUGAUAUUGUUUCAAG
Molecule: messenger RNA, 1060 nt
Organism: Gastrolobium bilobum
Lineage: Eukaryota; Viridiplantae; Streptophyta; Magnoliopsida; Fabales; Fabaceae
Exons: 3
Coding region: 42-986 (314 amino acids)
Source: RefSeq, a predicted model, not a curated record